Molecule: messenger RNA, 5371 nt
Organism: Esox lucius (northern pike)
Lineage: Eukaryota; Metazoa; Chordata; Actinopteri; Esociformes; Esocidae
Gene: ntn1b
Product: netrin 1b
Exons: 7
Coding region: 281-2083 (600 amino acids)
Molecular function (GO): protein binding
Source: RefSeq, a predicted model, not a curated record
GGGAAUGGGACAGACAGAGACAGAGGUAGACAGAGGUGUGACUCAGUGGAAGAUAGACUCAGGGAAUCUUUUAGCGAGCUGUUAAUUCCAAUGUAUGUUCAGAAAACCAGAAAGAGCCAAAACUACCGGUAUAUUUUCGUGCGUUAUUAGAAAGUAGCCUACCCUCUUAAUUCCUAAGUUUUACCACACUUCUCUUCCAGGCUGAACAGUUAUUCCGAGGUAGUGUCCUCUGUGGAGAUUUCUUUUCCUCCGCAAGAGACACUAAAGCGCCCGGAAUACAAUGAUAAGAAAUUUGGAGGUUUGGGUCACCUUGGUGGCUGCUUCUCUGCUAGUUAAGGGGUCCUUUGGAGGUUAUGGAAUGAGUAUGUUUGCCGCCCAGUCGUCCCCGCCAGACCCAUGCUAUGAUGAGAACGGCAACCCAAGGAGGUGUAUCCCCGAUUUCGUGAACUCUGCUUUCGGGAAGGACGUGCGCGUUUCCAGCACCUGUGGAACCCCGGCCGCAAGGUACUGCGUCAUGACCGAGAAAGGAGAAGAAAGGACUAGGGAUUGCCAUACCUGUGAUGCCGGGGACCCAAAGAAAAGUCAUCCCCCCGCGUAUUUAACUGAUCUCAAUAACCCUCACAACCUCACCUGUUGGCAAUCAGAAAACUAUGUCCAGUAUCCUCAGAAUGUCACUCUCACUUUGUCCUUGGGUAAAACAUUUGAGGUCACUUAUGUUAGCUUGCAGUUCUGUUCACCCAGACCCGAAUCUAUGGCUAUCUUCAAAUCCAUGGACUAUGGCAAAUCCUGGGUACCUUUCCAAUUCUACUCUACCCAGUGCAAGAAGAUGUAUAACAAGCAGAAUAAGGCGGCAAUUACCAAGCAGAACGAACAAGAGGCGAUUUGCACUGACUCUCACACGGACAUGCAUCCCCUGACAGGUGGGCUCAUUGCGUUUAGCACCUUGGACGGCAGACCCUCCGCGCACGACUUCGACAAUUCUCCUGUGCUACAGGACUGGGUGACAGCCACGGACAUCAAGGUUGCGUUCAGUCGACUGCAUACGUUUGGGGACGAGAACGAGGACGAUUCCGAACUGGCAAGAGAUUCGUACUUUUACGCGGUAUCUGACCUGCAGGUUGGCGGACGGUGCAAGUGCAACGGCCACGCUUCAAAGUGCGUGAAAGAUAGGGAAGGAAACCUGGUAUGCGAUUGCAAGCACAACACCGCGGGGCCAGAGUGUGACAGGUGCAAACCUUUCCAUUAUGACCGUCCUUGGCAGCGCGCAACUGCACGAGAGGCAAACGAAUGUGUUGCCUGCCAUUGUAACCUGCAUGCCCGGCGCUGUCGUUUCAACAUGGAGUUGUACAAGUUGUCCGGUCGGCGGAGCGGAGGAGUCUGUCUCAACUGCCGCCACAACACUGCCGGACGCCACUGCCACUACUGCAAGGAGGGCUUCUUCAGGGACAUGUCAAAGGUCAUCUCCCACAGGAGGGCCUGCAAAGCAUGUGACUGUCAUCCAGUGGGCGCAGCUGGAAAAACCUGCAACCAAACCACCGGGCAGUGCCCCUGCAAGGAUGGCGUGACUGGCAUCACCUGCAACCGCUGUGCCAAGGGCUACCAGCAGAGCCGGUCUCCCAUCGCCCCCUGCAUAAAAAUUCCCGUUUCAUCUCCCACUGCCACAUACACCAGCUCUGAGGAGGCCUCAGACUGUGAUUCUCACUGCAAGGCAUCCAAGGGCAAGCUCAAGAUCAACAUGAAAAAGUACUGCAAGAAAGACUACGCUGUUCAGGCACACGUUCUCAAGGGAGACAAGGCAGGAGAAUGGUGGAAGUUCACAGUUAACAUAAUCUCCAUCUACAAGCAAGGUGAACACCGCAUCCGGCGUGGCGACCAGCUCCUUUGGGUGCGUGCCAAGGACCUGGCCUGCAAGUGCCCCAAAAUCAAGCCUGGCAGGAAGUACCUACUGCUGGGCACAGAUGACGAUUCACCCGGGCAGAAUGGCAUGGUGGCGGACAAAAGCAGCCUGCUCGUCCCCUGGAAGGACCUGUGGGGCCGAAGACUGAGGAAGUUCCAACAGCGCGACAAAAGGGGCAAGUGCUAAAGGGGAGCCAGAGAAGGGGGCGAGUGGACUCACCUUGAGUCAGUGGAACAAAGGAGGAAGAGAGAGAGGAGUAAACACCAGAGGGAGAGAGGAGGUAGAGAGGUGAAGACAGAAAGAGAGAGGAAGUGACUGAGUGCUGCUACUUUGAGUGGAAGCAAAAAAGAGGAUAUUGGCGUUUUAGGGACAUUUGUGUGAAGGAGCUAUUUUUACAGUUGUCAUUCUGUUUGUCCUUCAAGUUUUGUUUUGUUGUGGAAUUGCAGAGUUUGCACCUAAUAUUUCAGAUAAAUUACAUGUGUUUUUGUUUUAUUCAUGAUAGUGUUAUUUUUAUAUUUCAAGUUCAUUUCUACAGAACAUUAGAAAAAAUCUACUGUAUCACAUUUCUGUGUUUAAAGAUGCUAUAUGGGGGAUUUUUUAUACGUGGUGUAAAUGUAUGUCCCACCCAUAAAAAAAUAACUUAUAGUAGUCUUCAAAACAUUACAAUACAUUAUGAUAUGUUCUAUUGCAUAUGGUCUAUACAGAAGUGGUUGUCCCAAACCCUGACUCCAAACAAAUGAGAACUUUUAAACACUUAAACAUGAUGUUUUAAACACUUUCCUCAUGAUGUUGCAGUAGUGACACAUUUAGUGGGGUGGUAUGGAAUUAAGAAAUAUUUUAAAUAUGCAAUACAAAGCUCUCCCUGGGAUGUGCUAAAAGUGUGGAGAAAGUUUGAAGACUUGCUGAAAGUGUUGUAAAAAAAGGCUAUACAUUAGAAAUGUUUUUAAACUCCAGUAUACACCACUUUUGUAAAACAACCUGUGUACGAAUAUAAAUUUAUGGUGAGGUCAAAAGAUUAUUGGACACAUUUUGUUUUGGCUCUGUACUCUAGCCCAUUGGAUUUGAUACAAUAACGAUGAGGAUAAAGAGCAGACUGUCAGCUUUAAUUUGAGUGUAUUUUCAUAUGUAAUUGUUAAAAUGAAAGCAUUUGAUUAAAAGGUUCUAUUUAAAUGAACCUAUAGUAUUUGGACAAAUACAUUUGAAAGCUGUUUUUGUUUUUUUGGUCCCAUAUUCCUAGCGCUCAAUGACUCCAACAAGCUCGUAGCUUUAUAUGCUUGUUGGGUACAUUGCUGUUGGUAUUGGUUGUGUUUCAAAUUAUUUUGAACCCAAUGGAAAUGAAUAGUUAAUGUAUUUUGGAAUUUGUAAUGUUUAUUUUAGAAUGAGAAUGGUUUUAUGUAUAAACAUUUUUCAUGUACAUAAUAAUAUUGAUACUCUUGGUAUCAUACACUUAAUUGUUUCAAAAUAUAUUUCUUCUUUAGAAUAAAACAUGCAUUAUUUACUAUACAUUUCUAUUGUACAUAAAAUAUUAUUAAAUACAAGAAAAUUAUAUUGUUAUUGUUUACUUAGAACAUGUGACCAAAUACCAUGUCUUUGGACUACUUUAAAAACAUAGAAGUGAAUUUGUCUAAAUACAUUAGUUCCUCUAAAAAGUGUGGUCUGUUUUAACAGUUCAAUGCAUAUGAAUGAAAAUAAUUCACAUUUAAGCCAUCUGCACUUAAAUGAUAGUCAUGAUAUCAUUUUAAGAGCCAAACAAAAUUAAAUAGAAAAUAAAUGGAUUCACAGUUCUAACAAUCUCAUGACUUGAGGGGAAUCUCGCUUAUGCUUAAACAGUGGGUCCAGCCUGAAAGACCUUGAGAUGAUGAACUAUGUACUACAAAAUGUUAACACUUUAAACCGAUGGUUCAAACUAGGUUUUACUGUGGUUUCAUCACAUAAAAUUGGAGAUAGAAAGCAAGCCAUUUACCCUUCUUCUAAUGUGUGUGACCUCAAUCUUACAGCUGAUCCUAUAUAUUACACAAUCAAUUGCCAUGAAGAAACUGCUGAACAGAGAAAGAGUAUUAUUGAUACACUGCCAUCCAUAGAUAUCCUUCCCACCCUGACAGUUGUUUUGCAGGGGGCAAAAUAAAAGCACCAGUAGGCAUGCAAUGUUAUCUUUAGUUCUGUUCACCUAGAAGAACUAGAAUACAUUUGAUCAUGCACUUAUGUUUUGUAUUUUAUUAUUCUGCUUAGGAUUUCACCCCCAAAUACAAACUAACAUGGUAAAAACUGUGAUAUGUACUUAUCAAAUGUAUGUCCAUUCAUGAUGUUGUAAGAUGAGACCACACAUUUGACUGAUUAUCUGUGCUGCCUUUGGCCAUUGAUCCUGGAACCAAAUGUCCACGCUGCCUGCUUGAUUGAGCCAUUUGGUUUGCUAUCCUGUUCACAUGAUUAAAUACAAAGUACUGCUGGAAAAUGUUUCUUAGCAUUUACUUGGUUCUACUUCUAAAGGACUGGUAAGAAAAGUGGAGGACAAGCUCUAAUCAUCCACAGACUUGUUUGAUAAGACUGGGUUAUUCAACAGUGAAUCACGUUGUUGUUUGAAAAAAAUAUAUGUUUAAAGACAAAUUGAAAGGACUGUACGUUUUCUUAAAAUAGUAGACGUAUGCAUACAACGUUGCUAAACAUAUCAACGUGUGGAGGUUGAUAAAGAUAACCCGCGGAGUGAUGCAUUUUCACAGGAGUCAAACUGUGGGAUCAACACAAUGUCCACGUUGCAUUCCUUCUCCAAACCUCGCCCGGCAUUACAUUUUCAAGAUGUUACCCGCUACUCGACAAAAGUGGCGAACAUCAGUUUAAAUGUUCUGUAUAUAUAUAGUUGUAUAGACACUAUUUGUUCUUAAACAUGUGCUAGAUUUAUGUCUAUAUGUUCUUAACCACAGAUUUACAUACCAUAGGCUUAAUAAAAUGUUGUUAAAAAGAGGAAGAUUUCUCUUUUUUAUUUACGAGUUAUUCAUACCCAGACGUGUUUUGCAGGAGAGGUGUAUCUUCAACCUGUCAAAUACAAUUCCUUAUGUUUUGAUUGUUCUGUUCUAAUCUACUUCAAUUGUAUAAGUGCAUCCUUCUCUGGAUCUACACAUAUCAAAGCUGUCCUUUGGUCAACUGUGUACAUUAAGACUAGUUUCCUACACAGGAGAAUGGUACUCAGUCAUGACCAGAUGUCUGCUACAGAAAUAUUGCUUGUGUUUGUAGUUGGGCUUGUAAAUGUUGUUUAGCUUUGUCCAUCACAAAAGGCUGUGUGAUGUCUUGUAAUACAUACUAAUAUAUUAUGUUUAUCACGAAUGAAUAUAUUUAAUGACACAUGAAACAAAGUGGCUUUUGCUGUUUUUUGGGGGUUUUACUCUUUGCUUUGGAUAAUAGAUGACUGUAAUGAAAAAUUAAAGGUCUGUAGCUAUUGAACAGCCUUGUAGAUCUGAAAAUUAAUUCAUCUGAAAUAAA